UUGGUUACUGGGGUUACUUACUAUAUUGCUUUGGUUACUGUACUCUUUUAGUGUCAGUGCACAGUGUCCAUUUACAGACCAUUAUAUUCCUUUGGUUACCAAGGUUACUUACUCUAUGACUUUGGUUACUGCAGUAUUUGGUUACUGCAGUAUUGAAGAAUGAUUUUGUCCUUUUUUCAUUUAGGAGGAAUGAGUUUAUACAACUAUUUUAUGCUUGAUCACAUGGCAUUCUUAUUUUAUGCAUUACUCGCGCGGCAUUCUUAUUCAAGAAGUUUUCGAGGAAGUUGAGGUGUUGUUACUGAAAAUUUCAAGAACUGGGUAACAAGUGUGAGUUUUACUGGCAUGAGUUAGAAAUAUACAGUCAACAUCUUUUAAGAUAUUAGCAUGGCUAGCCCAAGACAUACCUUUCGGAAUAUUAACACACCUUCAAAACAAAAGCGAGAACCAGUAAAUACACCUUCAAAAAGAGCCAAAUUCCGUCAGCUGUUUGAUGAACCGGACAAUAAUGAUAUUCUUGUGGAGAAAAUAUCAGUUGUGAAGGAUACUUUUCUGCGAGGAACUGAAGUACAGGAUCCUAGUAUUCUCACAGCCAGUCUAGUGUGCACAUAUGGCUUAAACUAUGUAGUAAGAUUAUUAGGUGCUAUCCGCCAUGUGCCAAAUUCUUUCUUAGAACGGUAUCAAUACAUAUUUAAGAUUGUGAAUUGUGAUGGAAAUCACUUAUCUCUAAAUCUUGUAGAAAAGUAUGUAAGAUCAUUGCAAGUGUAUGCUAAUCAGUGUGGUUUUGAGGUUGACAGAAAUACAUUGUGGAGUUGUACAAACAAAUAUGAUGAAGGUUUUUUAGUUUUUCUUGUACCUCCAAUCAGUGAAUGUCUACAAUGCAGUGGGACACUUUAUCCUUUAAACAAAGUUCAAGUAACUCUGUUUACCAUGAAUGGACCAAAGCCAGGUAUGAAGACAACAACACGGUGCAAGAAAGGUUGUGGUGCCAUCUAUAAUGUUGACAGAUACUCAUGCCCUGCAAAAGGCACUUUCUUCUACAGUGAAAAGCAACCUGUGAUAAGUUCAUCAAACUGUGUCUAUUUGACAAGAGACGUUCAUGAGCUCCUCUGCGAAUCUGGAUCUUAAACCUUGCUGGGCGGUAUGGUUAUAUGAAGUUGGUGAAUGAGUACGUUCAUGAAACGAUGGUUCCAUAUUACAAACGCCAGUUGUCUAGUGCCACACUACCGAGAGAGCCAAAUGUACAAGCCCCAACAAACAAUGAUGUGCAGUCUGUGAUUUAUGUAGAGAAAAUCACCACAAACACAGCUGCAAUCAUCAAAGGUGGAUCUGUUCUGGCAGUGGAUCAGUCUAUAAUAAGGGAGAUGGAUACCAUCGGCAACUAUGGGGCAGUCCGAAACAAGCCAACAAAGAUUAAUGGAAGGACCAGAAAAAUGGUACAUAUCCCUACCAGGAACCUUCAUCCAGACCUUGUCAGAGAGGUAGAGAAAUGCCUGGGACCCACUGAAACUACAGCACCUUCAACUCCUACCGCAUCUGCAACAACAUCUACAAGAACAACUCCUGAAAUCCUGACAACCUCACAUACACCUAGAUCUACCUCUGAACCUCAAGAUUCACCACCUACCACAUCUGCAACAACAUCUACAAGAACAACUCCUGAAAUCAAGACAACCUCACAUACACCUAGAUCUACCUCUGAACCUCAAGAUUCACCACCUACCACAUCUGCAACAACAUCUACAAGAACAACUCCUGAAAUCAAGACAACCUCACAUACACCUAGAUCUACCUCUGAACCUCAAGAUUCACCACCUACCACAUCUGCAACAACAUCUACACCAACAACUCCUGAAAUCAAGACAACCUCACAUACACCUAGAUCUACCUCUGAACCUCAAGAUUCACCACCUACCACAUCUGCAACAACAUCUACACCAACAACUCCUGAAAUCAAGACAACCUCACAUACACCUAGAUCUACAUCUGAAACUCAAGAAGCACCUGUAUCCACUUCACUGACUGAUCAAAGACAUACACCACCAGCUGCAACUCCAUUACAGACAGUCAGCACUCAUUCAAAUAAAGCCCCAGUGCAGCUGGUUAAGGGGAAAAGGAAAUUAGACAUGUUAUUGCUGCCCACUGAAGUGUCGGCCGACGAAUUAUGUAAAAAGUGCUUUAAGCGAGGGAGAAGUGACAUGCGGUGGGUUGAGUGCGAGAUAUGUGAACAGUGGUAUCAUGCAACAUGCAUGGAGAUAGGAAGGACACAGUACAUGAAAAUUCAAAGGAACGAAACGACUUGGGAAUGUUGUUGAUACUAUUAUAAAUAGUUCAGUGUUAGGUUCUCUGAUCAUUGCAAAUUUUGCACCAGUUUACUGAAUAUAUUGCUGAUUAAUCUUCUAUAUGAAUAAAAAUAGAAAUAUUUGGUAUACAAAAAAAUGACCUUUUCAAAAUAUCUGAAAGCAAAAUGGACAACUCUUAUAUUGACAGUGUUUCAAUGAUUUUAGGAAUUCCCCAAUGAUAGUUUAUGAUUCAAACGUUUCCACAGCUUAAUAAAUUCAAUACAAUAUUGUAUAUCUUUUUAUACUGUCAACAUUUUGAAAGAGGCUAUACUGAACUUUCUUGAAAAUUCAAAACCCAAGACUAGCCAAGAGUCCAAAAGAAAAUGACAUGCUUUUCAUUAUGCUUUACAUGCUUUACAGACCAUUUCAAAAACUGACAUGAAAGAAAUUUUAAACUAACUCCUUUAAAAUUUUACCAUCAAUAUUUUCACUCAAUUUAGGUGAUAAUUGUAAAUGAGAAGGCCAAACAAAAAACAGUUUAUAUAUAUCUGAAGUUAUAAACCCCACACAAUAACUAAUUAUGAUUUUUCAUCAUUUAAACAUUUCAAUACCUAAACAUUUUUGUAUAAUAUUACUGACAAUUUUUUGGAGCAUGAGGACCAUGACAAUUAAACAAUAAUAUAAACAUGCUGUUGUUUGAAUACCAAGUGGGGAGUAAUACCCAUUUACUUUGUUUACCACAAUAAAUAAAACAUCUUAUAGUUAGUUUGCGGUAGUGUUUAGAAAUCAUGAAAUAACAUGCUAAGUUAUUAGUUACGCUAAGUAUUUAUUAAUUUUUCAUAGAAAGCAAUGAUUGUGAUAGUUCAAUCCAGAGAAUGUUAAAUUGCUCCCAAAUACAUGAUUACAUGGAAAUUGCAGAAAGCCAAUUACUUAUACCUUAAAAAUGUUGUAAUUACAUUUGAUGACAAUGACUGUGUUUCAUUAUUUACAGUAAGGUACUCCUGAACAGUCAGGGAAGAGCUUCAUAAUGAGUAAAACAUAAGAAACACUUUCAGAAUACAGUCUACCUAUUAUUAGGCAUAAAAAAUUGUUUGUUUCCGGUAUCCCGACCUACCUUAAAUUUUUAGGCCCGACCCUAAAUGUUUUUAUGGCCUUGGAGAAUAUUUUUUUCAACUUUUUGACAAGUUGCCAAACUGCACUUUUUAUGCUAUUAAAAUGGUCAGUGAUGUUAGAAAUCAACUUCCUAAUGCUCUAAAGGCAUAACCCCCAUAUAUGUGUUCAUCUUGACACAAUAAUAAAAUGUCUCGGUUCAACUUCAGAAAAAAAAAUUCCCCCAAAAAAUUUUCCAACCUACCUACCCUUGAGCAUUUUACCGGAAACAAAGAAUUUUUUCAAGCCUUAUGUAAAACCACUUUAAUAUUUAUUUGUAAUUUCUCAUUGCUGUAUAUAUGUAUAUAUAUCCUUUACAUUUUAAUACAUAUAUUUAAAUUUUUUGUGUAUAUUGAGGUAUAAUCAUUGAGGCCAAUAAACACCUUUGGCUAAAAAGCCAACAAUUUCUUUAAAAGAAAUUUAUACAUUUUUUUACUUAUUUUGAUGCACUGCCUAACUUAAUAGCAGGACAGUACAACUGAACAACUUAAAACAUUGUAUGCACCUUUUUUGACUUGACAGUUUUUGGUUAAGCUUUUGUAUGUUACAGGUGGUAUCUUAGUACCCAUGAAAGGUAAUGGCACUUGUUCACUGUUCCAUAACGAAUUAUGCCUAGCAGUUUUUGGUUAAGCUGGUAUCUUAGUACUCGGUAAUGGGAAUGCAUUGAAACUUCACACACUUGUGCACUGCAAUGAUUUGACAUGCAGUGCACAGGUUUGCAUUUUUACAAAAUUAUGUCCCUUUCUUGACUUAGCAAAUUCUAGUUAAGAUUUUGUAUGUAAGCUGGUAUCUCAGUAACCACUAAUGAAAAUGGAUUGAAAAUUGACACAGUUAUCCAUUUUCAUGUACAGAUAUGCAUUUACAGGUUCCUCUUUUGCAACUUUACAAAUUAUCCCCCAUUUUCGAUAUUUGUAUUUAUCUAAUUGAAAAAGCUAUUGAAUAAUCAAGCGCUGCUGUCCUACGACAGCUAUUGUUUUCUAUGUUGUUUGUAAUAUGUAACGUAAUUAUAAAAUUCUAACGUAAUAAACUGAAAUAAAGAUUA
Messenger RNA from Mercenaria mercenaria, 4470 nucleotides. RefSeq lists its product as uncharacterized. NCBI's taxonomy places the organism in Eukaryota, Metazoa, Mollusca, Bivalvia, Venerida, Veneridae. The record is from RefSeq and is a predicted model, not a curated record. The transcript is spliced from 6 exons. The coding region runs from base 1149 to 2312 and encodes 387 amino acids.